CUCUACAAAAGAAACCCUUAAUUCUUGAACAUAUGCAAUACAAUGUCUUCCACCUUUCUCUUUUCAUCAAACAUCCCAACAUUAUCAACUUCCCAUUACAUAAACUUCAACAAAAGAGACAUCCUAUUACCAAUACAAGCAACUUCUAAUUCCAUUUCCUACCCACAACAACCAUCCUUCAAUCUAAACUACUUGAAGAGAGAAUUCAGCAGCCAUGGAGUCUCAUUUACAGAGCUUGGAAGCAGCUAUGUCAUGAGAUUAUUGUCGGAAAAUGGGAGCGCGGCGAGUAUACUGAUGCCGAGUGGGCUGAUCACUUCCUAUAAACCCAAAAUGUGGCAUGGAAGUUCUAUUGAAGUUUUGCAUACUUGUGUAUCAGAAGGAAAGUCUAGUGAUGGUGGUGGUGUUAGUAUACAAGGUGGUGUGUCUUUGGCAUUGAAUUGUGUUGGUGAAGAUGGGUUUUUAUGGUCUCCUCUUACUUGGGUUCUUAAUGAUGUUAAUGGGUCUUCUGAUGAUUCUAUUCAGGUGGAAAUAGUAAGCCAAGACAUAAGUAAAAUGGUUGAAGUGAAGUACAACAUAACUCUAAAACCAGAUACCAUGAUAUCAGAAGUUACCGUCAUGAACUCGAGAUCAUCGAAACUCGAGUUAACCGGUUCAAUUCUAACCCAUCUGACCGUAAGCACACCCGAUGCCACUUAUGCUUAUGGAUUAGAAGGAUCAAAUUUCGUUGAGAAGCUUCCCCUCAUGUCAGAAUUUUGCAUAAUUCCAACCAACUUAGCCAAACGCAAAGACACUAGUCCUAGUCGGUCAUGGCCUCUAUCAUCGGUUAAGGACUUAUUCGCAAAAAGGGACGUUAAGGAAACAAACAAGGACAAUAUAGGUGAAGAGGAUGACAACUACAAGCAUUUAUCGGAAGAUAUGAGUAGAAUAUAUACAAGUGCACCUCGAAACUUCACUAUAAUAGACAGGGGUAAAAGAAACUCGGUAAUGGUUGGAAGUAAGGGCUUUGAAGAACUAUACAUGUAUAGUCCAGGCUCGAGCCACGAAAGCUAUGGCAAGUAUGCGUACAUAUGCGUAGGGCAAUCGGCUGUUCUAAAACCUAUAAGGUUAGGUCCUGAACGUUUAUGGAGAGGAGAGCAGCACUUGCAUAAUCCUAAUCUUUGAACACUACAGAGCUUAUUGGGUUUUCUGUGUUGUAAAAAUUAUUUUCUUUUAUCGAAAAUAUACUAAACAGCCUCUUUGUACGGCAAGCUUAUAGUAAGAGAUCCACCUCAACUAUGGAGUCUCGAGGUAGCUAGGUGGUAUUUUCUUCUAAUAUUUAUAAUUAUACGCCAAUUCGUGUA
Molecule: messenger RNA, 1340 nt
Organism: Amaranthus tricolor (Joseph's coat)
Lineage: Eukaryota; Viridiplantae; Streptophyta; Magnoliopsida; Caryophyllales; Amaranthaceae
Product: protein NDH-DEPENDENT CYCLIC ELECTRON FLOW 5
Exons: 3
Coding region: 43-1161 (372 amino acids)
Biological process (GO): carbohydrate metabolic process
Molecular function (GO): carbohydrate binding; catalytic activity
Source: RefSeq, a predicted model, not a curated record